Messenger RNA from Salvelinus sp. IW2-2015, 668 nucleotides. RefSeq names its product ankyrin repeat domain 45 (gene ankrd45). Gene Ontology annotation, molecular function: protein binding. The record is from RefSeq and is a predicted model, not a curated record. NCBI's taxonomy places the organism in Eukaryota, Metazoa, Chordata, Actinopteri, Salmoniformes, Salmonidae.
AUGCACUUUUCAUUGCAUGUAUGCUGGGAAGAAGCACCACUGUGCGGGAACUUUUGAAGCAUGGAGCUCAUGUUAACGAGUGUACUGCAAGAGGUUAUUCCCCACUGCAUUGUGCAGCUCUCUGGGGCCAGCUUGAGACAGUGAAAACUUUGGUGGACUUGGUGCUGACAUGCAGGCGAAGAACUUCCGCAGGGAGAGAGCCAUGGAAGUUGCCUCCCGUUAUUCUAAAAUGGAUUGUGCAGGAUAUCUUACUUGGGCAGAGGCUAAGCAGGACUUGCAGUCCUACAUAACACAUGUGAGAGACACCAUUGCUGACCCAGAGAAGGUUCAAGGGAAACUCAACAAGGAGGAUAAGAUCAUAUGUACAAACACCUGCUCAGUAAAGUCGGAUUGGAUCCAGAAUGCCAAGAACCCAUCUAUCCAAGACUUCAUUGAGCAGAGGAGACAUAUUGAGGACAUUAUUAUCCCCAUUCUGUCCAAGCUCACGACUCAACCUGAAGUCACAGCUAAAGCAAGCAAAAACUGAAGAUAAACAAUGUGUCACAAUCAAAUAUACUCAAAGAGUCCAGAGAAAGUCUAAAACGGUUAAACUGACCAAAGUGGAAUUUAUCAACCAUUGCAUGUACUAUCAAAAUAUUUUAAAUAAUAAAAUAUCAGAACCACCAUAA